AGCGUGGGCACUCGUAUAUAAUUCCAAAGUUUGGUUACAACGAUGGCUUAGAACUAGCUAUAACCGUAAUUGCGUCCACUCAUGUCACUUCUCGUGGCUCUUCUGUGAGAAUUAUCACGAACAAAUUAACACAAGAAAACACCAACUGCCAUUUUUGAAUUAGCUCCCAGAACUCGAUCAAGAUCCAGACCCGGCCAGUUGAAUCAAUAUCUCGAUCUAUUAGCUAGACUAGCUACCUACUUCUCUUUGCAACGUACUUCAGAGACAGAGAGAAAAGGUGUGAUCAACAACAGUGAAAGCCAUGCUGGCGAGGACUACGCCGGACGCUUGCAACCAAAGACUGUUGAAGGGGAAGCAUGUGGAUCGCAUUCAUCUUCUCGAAGAAAACCUUCGCAUUAGCCAACUUGUGAACACGCGCUGCCACAGCUCACAGUGCGUCAUCGUGAGUGGGACAAAGAACGCAAAGCCCAAGAGACAUGAGCCGCUGCUCCGUGGCCUUCCCCGAGCGCAAGCCAUCCUCACGCCGGUGUCGGACCCUACGCCUACUGCCGAAAAGCGGGUAUUUACUUUUGGCAAAGGAAGGAGUGAAGGCAACAAGGGCAUGAAGUCUUUGUUGGGAGGAAAGGGAGCAAACCUUGCAGAAAUGUCGAGCAUUGGGUUAUCCGUACCACCAGGACUUACCAUAUCAACGGAAGCAUGCCAAGAGUAUCAGCAGAAUGUAAAGAAGUUACCAGAAGGUUUAUGGGAGGAGAUAUUGGAAGGCUUGGAGACUGUGGAGAAGGACAUGGGAGCUUCUCUUGGUGACCCUUCUAAGCCCCUCCUCCUCUCAGUCCGCUCUGGUGCUGCAAUUUCCAUGCCUGGCAUGAUGGACACUGUUCUCAACCUUGGACUCAAUGAUGAGGUAGUUACUGGUUUGGCAUCAAAAAGUGGAGAGCGCUUUGCUUAUGAUUCGUACAGACGUUUUCUAGACAUGUUUGGAGAUGUUGUAUUGGGAAUUCCCCACUCUCUAUUCGAGGAGAAGUUAGAAAAGUUGAAGAAUGCAAAAGGAGUUAAACUUGACACUGAGCUAACGGCCUUGGAUCUCAAAGAGCUGGUGGAACAGUACAAGCAUGUUUAUCUUGAAACUAAGGGUGAAAAUUUUCCUUCAGAUCCGAAACAGCAAUUACAGUUGGCUGUUAUAGCAGUCUUUGAUUCUUGGGAUAGCCCAAGGGCCAUUAAGUACCGGAGCAUCAAUCAGAUUACUGGAUUAAAGGGCACUGCAGUAAACAUUCAAUGCAUGGUGUUCGGAAACAUGGGAAACACUUCAGGGACGGGCGUUCUGUUUACUAGGAAUCCUAGCACUGGUGAGAAGAAGCUCUAUGGGGAGUUUCUGAUCAAUGCUCAGGGAGAAGAUGUAGUUGCUGGAAUUAGGACCCCAGAAGACUUGGACACCAUGAAAAGUUGCAUGCCUGGAGCUUACAAGGAGCUUGUGGAGAACUGUGAAAUUUUAGAGCGACAUUACAAAGAUAUGAUGGACAUCGAAUUCACAGUCCAAGAAAAUAGGUUAUGGAUGUUGCAGUGCCGCUCUGGAAAGCGUACUGGUAAAGGUGCAGUAAAGAUAGCUGUAGACAUGGUUGACGAAGGGCUUAUUGAUAUGCGCUCUGCAAUUAAGAUGGUGGAGCCGCAGCAUCUUGAUCAACUUCUUCAUCCACAGUUUGAGGAUCCAGCUGCUUACAAAGACAAAGUGGUUGCCAACGGCUUGCCAGCAUCUCCAGGAGCUGCAGUGGGGCAGAUUGUGUUUGGAGCUGAUGAUGCUGAAGCAUGGCAUGCACAAGGAAAGAGUGUCAUCUUGGUGAGGACAGAGACCAGCCCCGAGGACGUUGGUGGUAUGCAUGCAGCUGUUGGAAUCUUGACAGCAAGAGGUGGCAUGACAUCUCACGCAGCUGUUGUAGCACGUGGAUGGGGAAAGUGUUGUAUUUCUGGCUGUUCUGAAAUCCGUGUAAAUGACAAUGAGAAGGUUGUUGUGAUUGGAGACAGGGUGAUUGAGGAAGGAGAAUGGCUCUCGCUCAAUGGAUCCACAGGUGAAGUGAUAUUGGGGAAACAGCCACUCUCUCCUCCGGCUUUAAGUUGUGACUUGGAGAUCUUUAUGUCUUGGACUGAUAAAAUAAGGCGUCUCAAGGUUAUGGCAAAUGCUGACACACCUGAAGAUGCACUAACGGCAAGAAAUAAUGGUGCCCAAGGGAUUGGCCUCUGCAGGACAGAGCACAUGUUCUUUGCUUCAGAUGAGAGGAUAAAGGCUGUGAGGAAGAUGAUAAUGGCAGUUACAUUAGAACAGAGGAAGGCAGCACUGGACUCAUUAUUACCUUAUCAAAGAGCCGACUUCGAAGGAAUUUUCCGUGCAAUGGAUGGCCUUCCAGUAACAAUCCGACUAUUAGACCCUCCGCUUCAUGAGUUUCUUCCAGAAGGUGACGUACAAGAGAUUGUAAGUGAGCUAACUGCAGAGACUGGCAUGAAUGAAGAUGAAGUUUUUUCGAGAAUUGAGAUGUUAGCAGAAGUAAAUCCCAUGCUUGGUUUCCGAGGCUGCAGGCUAGGGAUAUCAUAUCCGGAACUCACUGAAAUGCAGGCACGUGCAAUCUUUCAGGCUGCUGUCUCAAUGAACAACCAGGGUGUCAAAGUUCUUCCAGAGAUAAUGGUUCCCCUUGUUGGAACACCUCAGGAACUAGGACAUCAAGCGAGUUUAAUACGAAGUGUUGCGACGAAGGUCUUUUCUGAGAUGGGUUCCUCCUUGAGCUAUAAGGUGGGGACCAUGAUUGAAAUCCCUAGAGCUGCUCUGGUUGCAGAUGAGAUUGCAAAGGAAGCAGAGUUCUUCUCCUUUGGGACCAAUGAUCUUACACAGAUGACCUUUGGUUACAGCAGAGAUGAUGUUGGCAAGUUUCUCCCUUCUUACCUAGCCCAAGGCAUUCUGCAAAAUGAUCCAUUCGAGGUUCUUGAUCAAAGAGGUGUCGGUCAGCUCAUCAAGAUUGCCACUGAAAGGGGUCGUGCAGCUAGGCCUAGCUUAAAGGUUGGAAUAUGUGGAGAGCAUGGUGGGGAGCCUUCUUCCGUUGCCUUCUUUGCAGAGGCUGGACUGGACUAUGUUUCAUGUUCUCCAUUCAGGGUUCCAAUUGCUAGGCUUGCAGCUGCUCAAGUUGCCGUCUGAGAGGGUUAACUUCUUCAACGCAUGACUUGACUGUGUGCAGUAACUGCCGUGUAUAUACAUAGAUCAUUUACAGGAACUUACAAUAAGAAGGCACAGUAAAAAAAAGAGAGGAAAUGCUAUCAACAUUAUAUAAGUGAAAAAAGGGGACAAAUCCUCCUAUGGGGAAGCUAGAGAGGAUCAGAAUAGAUGAUUCAAAGGAAAAGCUCUGUGAAUAAAACAUCUUCUGUUUAAUAUUCUUAAAAUAAAUUAUUCGUACGUUCAAAGAAAUAUGUAACUGUAAACAACUCCUGAUUUGGUACGAGUUACAUACAGACGGUUUUGCUGCUCUGUAGCAUGUACAUGUAAUAUUGUUUGGGUCUCCUGUAAAUCCACCAAAUAUAUAAGACUACUUCUUUAUGGCUCA
Molecule: messenger RNA, 3578 nt
Organism: Alnus glutinosa
Lineage: Eukaryota; Viridiplantae; Streptophyta; Magnoliopsida; Fagales; Betulaceae
Product: pyruvate, phosphate dikinase, chloroplastic
Exons: 21
Coding region: 302-3175 (957 amino acids)
Biological process (GO): phosphorylation; pyruvate metabolic process
Molecular function (GO): kinase activity; pyruvate, phosphate dikinase activity; ATP binding
Source: RefSeq, a predicted model, not a curated record